Molecule: messenger RNA, 1052 nt
Organism: Andrographis paniculata
Lineage: Eukaryota; Viridiplantae; Streptophyta; Magnoliopsida; Lamiales; Acanthaceae
Product: RING-H2 finger protein ATL16-like
Exons: 1
Coding region: 169-1017 (282 amino acids)
Biological process (GO): protein ubiquitination
Molecular function (GO): transferase activity
Source: RefSeq, a predicted model, not a curated record
UUAAAUAUAAAUAUAUAUGGAGGCAUUCCCAUUGGCCGUCUUCCUCCUUCGUUCUUCCCCUAAUUUCCUACAAAGUAAGAUUUCAGAACCCCAAUCCAUUCCAAGGGAUAAUGAUCCACAAGUCUUCCUCGGAAUCCUCGCACUAUACUCAACCUUAAACCUCCAUCAAUGGCGGUUCCGAUCACCGCCGUCGCCAUCAUCGGCAUCCUCGCCACCGCCUUAUUGCUCCUCACUUACUACGUCUUCGUCAUCAACUGCUGCCUCAACUGCCACCGCAUCGAUCUCCUCCGCCGCCUCUCCUCCCGCCACCGCCACCACCACCACCACCGCCGCCCCCCCUCCCCCACCCAAACCCGCGGCCUCACCGACGCCGCUAUAAGAUCCAUCCCCAUAUUCAUCUUCAACAAAACCCCCUCGCCCCCCGCCAGCGCCGCCGCCACGGCGCGGCGGCCCUGCGACUGCGCCGUCUGUCUGAACGAAUUCCACGGCGGCGAUAAGUUACGAAUCCUCCCCAACUGCGCCCACAUUUUCCACAUCGAUUGUAUCGACGUUUGGCUCCAGAACAGCCCCGAUUGCCCCCUCUGCCGGACCGCCGCCGUUUCGCCGGAAAUCAAAAUCCCCGGCGACGCGCCGCCGCAAGAUCUGAAUCCCCAAUUCGACGAAGACUAUGUGGCGAUCGAAAUUCCGGCGGCGGCGGCGGCGGCGGCGGAGGCCGAUCCUAUCUCCGGCGAGCAUUUUCCGUCGAGGCGCAAGAAAUCCCAAAUCGGAAGUAUGGGAGACGAGUGGAUCGAAGAUCACCGGAAAAUGCAGCAGCCGAUGAGGAGAUCUUUCUCGAUGGACUCCGCCGGCGACGCGCAGCUCGGUUUGGCUGUGGAAGAAAUUAUUGAGCGGCGGCGACGGCGGAAUGCCGAAUAUUCCGGCAGCCCUAGUUCAGGUAAAAAAUCUUUCUUUUCUUUCGGACAAAAGUGUUCUUUGAGAAAUUCAGUUCAGGUGCAGCCACUAACGUCGGAGCCUUGAGAAAUUAAUUAAAUACUAUAUUUUAUUUUUAUUAA